CGUCUCUACGAUUUUGCUUCUCUAUUCUCAUUGAUAACUAACGUUGGUAAUCGCAGAUACCACCGAGGUUAACAAGCACUGAGUAGUAUUGUCGAAGAAACCCCAAGGAAUCCGAAGAUUUACCGACAGGAGGUUAUUAAAUUUUGAAGCGCGCAAAAUCCCAUAAAACCAACGGUCUUUACCUCGUCGGUGUCAUAGGCGAAUCUCGCAAGCGGAACGUGCGAGCGCGCCAAUACGCGUCGGCGCAUUCAGCGCGAAGGUUGUGAUCUGUGUCAUUGGCGUUGAGAGGACCAGGAAUAUCUCUGAGCUUCCCACGAUCGCGAUUUGUACGUAUGAUAAUUUCAAGCUGAUCGACACGCCUAAUAUCUCCGUGCCGUGGAUGUCGUGGCCGUCGUCGUACGGAACCGAGUCUUGAUGCGCAGCAAGCCGCUGGUCGAGAUGGAGAACAGGUUGUCGGACACCUCGGUGCCGUUGUAUCAUAACCUAUCGAGGAAGUCUAAGAGGCGAUCCAGCCGCCGCAGCAACGCGAUGGACGCGUGGAGCUGCGGCCAACAGAACAGCCAGGAUGGCGGCCUGGUAUCGGGUGGCGUGGAGUACCAUCAGCCGCGGAUGCUGUGGCCGUCGAGCGUGCCGCAGAACGUGCAGGGCAGUGGCCAACGCUUGUUCGCCGCGAUGUCCGACCCGAGUGUGUGUGGCUACUCGGCGAUGCCGGUGACAUAUACUAUGCAGCCGGUUUCACUGCCACCCGUGUACAGUCUGUACCAGCCUGUACCCUUGCCGAACGUCAGAACUGUCCAUCACAAUACACCUAGGCCUAUCCACAAUGAACGUUCUGCAAACGUUUACUCCAAGGCCAGCAGUGGUGCUGCCAAUGGCUGUGGCAACGUGUUGGAGAAUGGUUUAGAGUCUACUGUACAUAUUGCUCAUCAGAAUGGAGAUUACGCUAGUCUACCACCUAAUGCUGACAGUGGUGUCAACGGUGAUGAACUUAAUUCAGAACACAGAAGAUAUUCUGAUCCUGGACUUGGACCUGCUAAGGUUUCCUCUCAUCUAGACAGCGAUGACUCUGCUGAGAGUGAAAGUUCGGUGAUAACAAUUGGACGCACCAAUAAACUCGCAUUGUCCCUUAUGGAACAGAUAACAGAUUUGAAGAAGUAUAAUAGCCAAUUGUUCAAAGAACUCAGUGUAACCAAAUCAUAUUUUGAGAGUAUGAAAGCUGAAUUGGUACAAUAUAAACACGGUGCCUCUUCAGACUAUCAACCUGGAAUGUUAUCAGAAUUUAUACGGGAAAUUAGAGAAGCCAAUAAAAAAUAUGAGGAAGGUCUUAUCGCGAAGGUGACGUCCAUGUUAGAGGAAAGGUACAGUCAGCAGGCUAUAGAAAUAGAAGAGUUGAAGAAUCAAUUGUCGAAAGUAACCAACCAAUACGAGGAGAGCAAAAAACAUAUCGCCACAUUGGAGGAGGAAUUGACGACACUGAAGCUGAGCGUAACCAACGGAGGUCGCGAGAUCGCAGCCUUCGAGGAGGAGACCCUGGCGCUGCGACGGGAGCUCCAGGAGGCGCGCGCGUCCAGGACCCUGGCCGAGAACCACGCGGCAAAGUGCGUAAACUUGGCGGUAUCCAGAUCUGUCACGCCUGUAACUUACGAAACGCCCGAUAUAACCAGCACCCCCGUGCGUACCGCUCUUACCGACACCCGCUGCCUAUCCCCCGUGCCCGACAUCAUAAUCGCAGACACUUCCUCCGUAUCCAUCCCCGUGUCCGUUGCCACUUCCGUUUUUCGUCCCUGUUCCGCGGAGGUGGCGGUUCCUCUCGUCAUCGAGACGCAAGCUCGCAUCAGAACGGAUUCCGGAGUCGUCGUGUCCAGUGAUAGCUCGCCAGAGCCGCAGUUGAAGGUGGACGAGAUCGAUCUGCCCGUAGAGGCGACUUCGACGUCCUGCCAACGUCGCGACUUCGAUGUCGCGGCUUACGCGAACGAGAUUGCGAACGAGAUUGCAAACGAGAUCAUGUAUCGUACGAGCAAGGAUUAUAAACGGGCAGACCCCGUCAGAAACAUAUUUUACUCGGCUAAAUUAGCGGAGUUGCUUUACUACGGUUUGCUCGACACGAAGGAAAUCUAUGAGCUGUAUUGCGAAAAAUACCCAUUGGUCGGCGAAGAAAAGAAAACUAAUGAACCGUCGACUGCGAACGAGGUCGAAAUAGCUAUCGCGUUAUUGGACAGUUUCGAGAAGAAGAACAGCUCGUCAAAGGAUGCAUCGGACAAUACGGCGGACAAGGCCGUGCAAGUCUCGAUGGAGGAUGCGAAUCCGCUGGAAAGCUUCCCCGCGACGCUAUUCAGUCUCAAGAAGAAACGAAAGAAGGGCCACUCCAAGUCGUCCAACGAGACCAACAAGAUCCGCCAACGGGCCGGCGUGUCGAGCAACGAGAUCACAGCCUCGUGCUCGAAUGCAAGGUACAGAUGCGAUGCGAUAAACAGGGACGAGAAUUGCUUCGACGACGAUUGCACAAGCCGAGCCAUCGCCGAGGUGCCGGAUGUCGCUGUGGUUGGCGGCGGCUCGUUCAUACCGAAAGACCUCUGCUCGACGAGAAUCCUGACCUCCAGAGUCCUGACAGCACCUUCACGCGCCACCUACACCACCGCCUAUAUCUAGGUUACGCGCGGGGUCCCGAGCCAAAAAGCAAUAAUAAUAAUAAAGCGGAAAUUGCUAGAACAGAGCGAAAGGUCGAAACGAGAGAAAAGAACAAGCGAUAUAUUACCACUCAUCGCCAAUAUCCGCUAAAAAGGGGGGAGGGGCUUCAAAGGGCUUAACUAGAGGCUACUACUACUCUGUGUACAUGUCGAAUAGCACGUAGGUCUCUCAUUAUUCACCCGUCAUGCAUGCUUUUUUCAAGUCUACAUCCUAUAGUAAUAUCUGUCGUAAACGACCGUAAUACUCGUCAUAACGAAGUUAUCGCGAAUGUUAUCGUCAAAUCAUCGUUGAAGCGAACUUUAACUCUUAUAAUCUUCCAUAUUUAGCUGGUCUUGGGAAUUAUUUAAACGUUUUUAACGAUGUUUUUGACGAUGUUUUUGACGAUUUUUGUGUUUCAUGAGGAUACGAUGUCUCUGUUCUUGCAACUGUGAUAUUACUUUGGAUGUAGAGAUGUAUCUUGACGUGUGUGCCCGUCGUACUCUUUACGCCCCAUGCUUCGAGCUGCGUUCAGGCUUCACAUUCGCGGCAAAUACAUUGUCUCCCGGUGUCAUUGCUGAGGAUCAUACACAAAUCGACACACACACGGCGAACGAUGUGAGUCGUCCCAUUCGUUUCGAGAAACAGAGAGAGAGAGAGAGAGAGAGAGAGAUUUCGUUCUCGAUUUAUAUCGCAAAUGACAUGGAUUUUACUUCAUAAUGCUCCUCUGCGACUCGAUAACGAUAUUUAAUUCGGGGUAUAUGUGUGUGUCAAACGAUUAUGUACGUGAACAUAGAUACUGUGAAAACUUGAUUCAUUCGUGCUGUGUCUCGUACUUUCCAUGUUUUAUCGAGAGAGAAAAGAUCUUGAUUAUUACUUGGAGGUUAUGACUGUCACCUCUAGCGAGAGUGAAUUUAACUUUAGUUAUUUUGCAUUCUAUCUUUUUCUUUGACUGUAAAUGUAUCCUUUCCUGAAUGAAGGAAUAAUAGGACACUGAUCGAUGACGGUUAAUGCUUAAAGAAGCUUUUAUAGAUCGAUGUAGCAAUCGCUCUAAUUGGCUAAACGUGCAAACGCCCUUAAAUGCAUUGUUAUUAUUGAUUACGCACAUAUUUGUACGAAGUUUAAUAUUCACUUUAAUUUAAUACUCAGAUGCUGAUUUAAAUGUCUUAAUCUUAUAUACGGGGACAUUGAUACAUAAACGAACAAAUAAGUAAGUUUACAUUUAAUAUAUACAUAUAUUUGUUGAUAUUUAUAUAUUAAAUGUUACACAAUGGAAGGUCAAUAUGUACAUGUAUAAAAUACUUUCUCUGAUUUUAGUUCAUACAAUAAGUGUCUGUCAGCAUGGCUUUGGCAGCUUAGCAUGUUUCGUCUUUAUACAUUUCAUAUAUGUGUAUAUAUCGUAUAUAUACAUGUAUCUUACACACAUCAUUGCGUGUGCGUAUGUAAAUAUACACAUCCUUCGUUAUUCAUGUUAUAUUUACGUGUCUCCUUGUUGUAAACGCCAUAUCAUCGCUAUAUCAUUUUCGCGCGAAACUUGAUGUAACUUGUGAUACAAUCUCACAUCGAUGUCACGUUUUGCAUCUGAUACUUGUGUUACAAUCUCACAUCGAUGUCACGUUUUGCAUCUGCACAUAUCAUUGUUAAUAUUUCCAAGUCAUUUUUAUCUCGUAGGCUGCUUCAACGUUUUUGCCAAAAAUAAUUUUUCACUAGAAAUAAGAGAGAGCCCCUAAUAUACGAAAUUUGCAAUGUGCACUCGUACUUUUACAAGUAGAAAAAAGUAUAAACUUAAAAUAAAUCGAUUUGUAAUGAA
Messenger RNA from Odontomachus brunneus, 4474 nucleotides. RefSeq lists its product as uncharacterized. The transcript is spliced from 7 exons. The coding region runs from base 415 to 2649 and encodes 744 amino acids. NCBI's taxonomy places the organism in Eukaryota, Metazoa, Arthropoda, Insecta, Hymenoptera, Formicidae. The record is from RefSeq and is a predicted model, not a curated record.